AUGGAAGUGGCCAUCGGCUACCGUACCUCUGCUUCGGCAGUUUUGGUGUCAAGGGAUCGGAUUCAGGAGGAACAUCUGUUGGAUAACUAUGAUUUUGAGUUACUGGAACAUUUCGGGGUUAUUUAAGGCUAAUGUUAUACAGGUUCAUUUCCGAGUUUGACGAAUGCGAGGAGGUUUUGGCGGCCGGCAAAACGGUGGAUCUUCUGGAGAAUCAGAAGGUCGACGUGAUCUUCGGGCCGACUUGCAACCGUCCGGGACUCGCCGCCUCCGCCCUGGCCACUUACUACAAUAUCCCGAUAUUUGAGUGGGGUCUGACGACGUCGAAAGAUCUGACGGACAGCACCAGAUUCCCAACGACGGUGCCGUUCUCCGUCAAUUCGUAUAGUCUGGCUCUGGCGAUUCGAGCAACGAUGAAGCAGUUCGAAUGGAGUCAGUUUGUGUACAUGUACUCGAACGAUGGGGACGAGGAGAAAUGUGAAUCGCUGAAAGAUGAUAUCCAGGUACGGUAACUCCCGUAUAAUAGCAUCAAAGUCUCUCAGGAAGUGGUCUCGAUAUACGGCGAAAUCACAUUGGCAUACACUUAUAAAAUGGCGUCAAAGAGUCUGGACGACAUGAGAACUGCGGUGAAGGCGGUGAAACAGAAAGGAAGGGGUGAGCAAUAUCUGAAGAUCUGUAAUCAAAAAGAAAGUGUACGAAUACUCAUUGUAGUGAUUGUGACGUGUGUGGCUUCUGGCAACGGAUCCAAGAAGACGGUGAUGCAAGCGACGGCGCUGGAGAACGCGAACAGCAGCGAGUACACGUACAUCAUGGCGGAGACAAACUCGCGAGGAUUCAGUGAGCAGCACUUCAAGAUCGGAGAGAGAUUCUUUUCUGUUUGCAGUCGUUGACGAUUAUGGAGGAGAAUGGCACUACCUCUGGCAAGGAUCUUCGUACUCGGAGGACGGGAUGUCAGAGGAAGAGUCCAGACAGUCCAUGGUCAACUUGCUCUUUUUAGUCGACGUGAGUACCGAGUGCAAUUCAAACCAAUGAAAUUACACUGCCCCGCUUACAGAAUAUGGGAAUGAACGAGGAAGUGACUGCUCAGUACUUGAACUUCUCCCAGCGGGUCAUAGAAAUGAUGAAAGAUCCGCCGUUCAACUGUGUCGCCGAUUGUGCCGAUGCCAAGUAUUUCUCGGUGAGCCAAGUUGGGCUGCAAUACUAUAAAGGACUUCUUUUCAGGUGGCCAAGUACGCCGGUCAACUCGCCGACGCCUUCUACGCCUACGCAGUCGCCCUCAACCGUUCUCUGACCGUCAAUCCUCUCAGUCUUCGCAACGGCACAUUUAUCAUCAACAAUAUUGGAAUGACAUUCGAAGGCGUCGGCGGCGGCAAUGUGGUCGUCGAUCCGGACUCGGCCCGUCGUUCUAUGAUCUAUUUGAUCGGACUGAACUCGUCGCUGCUUCCGGUCACUUAUGCGCGGCUCUCAAUCAACAACCAAUCCACUGAGUUUGAGCCCUACUACACGGACGAGUCGACGGUGUGGAACGGCGGAGAACGUCCGACGGACGAGCCUACGUGCGGAUUCACCGGCAGUCAGUGCCCGGCCAACUUCAUCCGGGAUUACCUCGUCUACACCAUCAUCAUAGCCUUCCUUCUCAUUCUUACAAUUUGUGCAGCUAUUGCGGGUAUUUUCAAUGCGAUACGGUAUGAUUGUAAAAAAAAAGUUUAAAAAAAGAGUGGAUAAAGAAAGCGGGAGAGCUUUUCAGAAUGAAGCACAAGGAAAUUGAGCGUCAGGAUAUGAUGUGGCACGUCGAGUUUGCCGAUCUUCUGGUGAUCAACAGAAAAGUGGGUUUAAAUUCACUGUGGUAAAGCAAGCGUACCAAUUGUUUUGUUUUGAGUCAAAGUCCGAAAUGAGCCAACGUUCGUUCGCCAGUGGUCCGUCGACCUCAACCAAACUGACAAUCGAGAGCCGAACAGAGACGACUCGAUUCAUUUUCUACAGCUAUCGGGUGAGAAAUGUGCGCAGUGUUUUCGUUUUUAACAAGAAAAUUACAACAAAUUCAGGGUGGAAUAGUUGCGGCCAAUAAGCACGAAGUAAGAGUACAGUUGAGCAUCGAGGAUAAGGCGCAGUUGAGACAGAUGCGAUUAUUGGACCACGACAACUUGAACAAGUUCAUCGGACUCUGUCUGAACGGUCCUCAGCUCUUGUCCCUUUGGCGCUUCUGCUCACGUGGCUCCCUUGCCGACGUCAUCAGCAAGAGCUCCAUGCAGAUGGACAGCUUCUUCAUGUUCUCUCUGAUUCAGGACGUCUCCAACGGUCUCGGCUACAUUCACAGCUCUUUCCUCGGGUGCCAUGGCAACCUCACUUCUCGGAGCUGUCUGAUUGAUGAUAGAUGGCAAGUUAAGAUAUCUGAUGUGGGUCUUGCCACGAUCAGACAUUUCGACAAGACAAGCAUGAGGGGACUGUUGUGGACUGCCCCCGAACUGCUGAGAAAUGAAAUGACGGCGAGGACAAAAGAGGGCGACAUCUACAGUUUCGCUAUUAUUUGCUCGGAAAUAGUGACCCGCUCCUCAGCUUUCAACUUUGAAAAUCGAAAGGAAAACGCGGAAGAGUUGAUCUAUCAGCUCAAAAAGGGAGGAUUCGAUGCGGUGCGGCCAGCUCUAGCAGUCGAUGAGGCACUGGAUGUUCAUCCGGCACUAGUAGGAACUUCGAAUGGAACUUUGAAGAAAUCUUUACUUUCAGCUUCAUCUAAUCAGAGAUUGUUGGACUGAAAAACCAUCGGAACGGCCGACGAUCGAGCAAGUGAAGAGUCUGUUGAGAAGUAUGAGUGACGGGAGGAAGGGAAAUCUGAUGGACCAUGUCUUCAACAUGUUGGAGUAUUACGCGUCCACUCUCGAAAAUGAGGUAUCCCAAAGAACCAAGGAAUUGGUGGAGGAGAAGAAGAAGUCAGAUGUACUCUUGUACAGGAUGCUGCCGAAGUGAGUUAGUUCUCAAAGUUCUCGAACAAUCAAGAUUUAAAGAACUGUUGCGGAGAAGCUAAAAGCCGGUACAUCUGUGGAGCCGGAGACUUUCGAGCAAGUCACAAUAUUCUUCUCCGACGUCGUUCAGUUCACAGUCCUGGCAAGCAAGUGCACUCCUCUGCAAGUGGUCCAGCUGCUCAAUGACUUGUAUACCGCGUUUGACAGUAUAAUUGAGCAACACGAUGUUUAUAAGGUUAGGAAACUGCAAAUUGAGGACAUGCACAUAGGACUUCAGAUUGAAGCAUUGAAGGAAUUCAGCAAGAGCAAAAAACAAAGUUCAGGUGGAAACGAUUGGCGAUGGAUAUCUUUGUGUCUCUGGGCUGCCGCAUCGAAACGGAAAUGAGCACAUCCGACACAUUGCCCGAAUGGCUCUCGGCUUCCUUUCCAGUCUGCAGUACUUUAGAGUCCAACAUCUUCCAGCGGAACGGAUCAAUUUGAGAAUUGGUAUCAACUGCGGUGAGAGCCCAGUGUCUAGCUCGUUUUGAUUUUAUUCAUUUCAGGAUCGGUGGUGGCUGGAGUCGUCGGAUUGACAAUGCCCAGAUAUUGUCUGUUCGGAGAUGCGGUCAACACGGCCAGUCGGAUGGAGAGCAACGGAAAACGUGAGCGACUUUGUGACUAUUACGACAAUGCUUCACACUUCAGCUGGUCGAAUCCACAUUUCGGCAGAAGCGAAUCGAAUGCUAACGCAAGUCGUCGGUGGAUUCCGAACCGAAUCACGCGGAGAAGUGAUAAUCAAGGGAAAAGGAGUGAUGGGCACAUUCUGGCUGCUCAGUGAAGAGGACGUUCCUCAAGUGAAGCCAUCUCUCAGAAAGGUUACAUCUGAAGCCAAAGACAAAUCCUCGAUUGCCAGAAGUAUCACCCCGAUCGAUAAAAGAAUCCACUCGGAAUCGGAAAACUUGUGA
This is a messenger RNA of Caenorhabditis sp. 36 PRJEB53466, 3901 nucleotides long. The record is from the annotation of a GenBank genome assembly. NCBI's taxonomy places the organism in Eukaryota, Metazoa, Nematoda, Chromadorea, Rhabditida, Rhabditidae.